This is a messenger RNA of Racocetra persica, 393 nucleotides long. The record is from the annotation of a GenBank genome assembly. NCBI's taxonomy places the organism in Eukaryota, Fungi, Glomeromycota, Glomeromycetes, Diversisporales, Gigasporaceae.
GGGCUAUAAAUAUACAAGUGUGUAAUGCAACAAAAACAACACCAUAUCAACUGGUAUUUGGUCAAGAUCUCCAAGCAGAUUUACGAAUUAUCUCAAUGCUUUAUCAACAAAAUAUUGUAAACGAGAAAAAUAUUCUAUUAGAAAAUCAAGCAUCAACUAAUCAACUAACUCUAAAAACUGAAGGAUCUUCAUUUAUAAACGAUAUGGAGAUAAUUACAAUAAAUGAUGAUAGCGAUAAAGAAUGUAAUCUUGAAUCCAACAAUUCAAAUAAAACCGAUCUUGAAUCUAACAAUUCAAAUGAAAAUGAUCUCAAUUCAAAUGAAGAUCAAAUGAUUAUAUCACGUGAAAAUAGUUUUACAUUAAUGAUUCAAAUUCAUAGACAAAAAAGGAAAA